AUGACUGUACCAAAUGCGCAGCUUCUGGCAAGGACUGCCGGUCGCCCAUCAGUGGUGGCCACACGUCCACUCACGCCUUCCGAUAGCACUGCCAGCGACCAGCCCAGCUCCACCAGUACGAACCAAGAAGAAACGCCGGUCCCUGUAACGAAGCAUAACUUCACAGAAACAUCUCACAAUCGAGAAAGUCAAGCUCUUGACUUUUCACAGUUAUUACUCCGGUCGGAAUCUCAUGCAACGGCUUUUCAGUCCCAUCUGACUAGUGAAGGCUUCGAAACAUGGGCUUCUUCGACUUACGAAUCUACAAAUGAUCAUGUGGCUAACGAUUCGCAAAGCCAUGACUUCCCUGCUCCUAUUGAUGACUCGCCUGUCACUCAACGAAUGGAACGAACAGAAGAUCACUCAGAGCAUAAUGAUAGCCACCCGGUCGGCCACGUCUUCCUUCCAGAACUACAAACAAACGCCCGCGAUCAAGAGCGACUCCUAGCCGAGAGACUACCUGAUUCCCCCGAUCUUCCAGAUCCUGCCCUCCAGCAAACAUUUGCAGAAACCUAUUUCGAUUUUUGCUAUGCCUGGUGUCCAGUUCUAGAUCGAAACGAACUCUCCGGGGAGUUGGCACGGUCGCCGCUGCUAGUAAAUGCCCUUGCAGUAGCAGGUAGUCACAUCAACCCACCGAUAAUCCCACACGAUGGACCAGCGAUAUAUUAUGAUCGAGCAAAAACACGAUUCUAUAACGAUGAAGAGGCCAAUGUUAUGACAUCGUUGAAAGCAAUCUCCUUAUUUUAUUGGUGGAGCCCAAGGCCUCCAACAAUUCUCCACCGACAUUCCUCCUGGUGGUGGACAUCGGUUGUAAUUCGCCAUUGUCAACAACUCGGUGUUCACCGUGAGCCUAGUCCAGAUCAUCCUCUUCGUCAACAGAUUGAUUUGAGUUUGAGGCGGCGCAUCUGGUGGACCGCCUUUUCUCGCGAACGUUUGACAGCACUAUGUCAAAACAAGCCUUGUAUCAUUGACCCUGAAGACUGCACAUUAUCUGAACCAACUUUGGACGAUUUCCCCAAUGGCCAAGACAAGGCCAGAGGAGAAAUAUUCAUUUACUGGGUGCAGCUCUGUGGUAUCAUUGGGAAAAUUGCUAAAUAUCUAGCACGCACCUCUGAGUCAACCCCAAGUGCAUUCCCUGUACAAUUUGCCCGUGAGCUCAUUCAUUGGGUACAAUCAUUACCAUCACACCUCCAACUUCCCAUUGGUUCUGAUCGCACUAUGUCGUUCAAUCGGGACGUAUACCAACUUCACCUGCCGUACCUUGCUGUCAUUAUUAUUCUCCAUCUCAAAAGAUCAACAUCAUCUCAACCUCUUCCACAAGCCUAUCCACCUGCUAUUUUAGCUGCAACGUGCAUGGCCCGUUUAAUGAGAGAUAUCCUCGCACGUGGAGGCACCCGCUUUCUCAUGGCAAUCGCCGGCUGGUAUUGUGGAACGGCGUUCAUUGCACUUAUCCAAGCAUUACGAAUUGAGAGUCUGACUAAAAGUGUGAACGAAGACUUAGAUAUACUUACUUUGGCUGUAGAUCAAUUUCGCAAGAUGUGGCCUACUGCUGCAGUAUUCUACUCCGGAUUUGAACGCCUCAGAUCUACUACAGUAAUACCGGAUUUUGACUCUCAACGUGCUCCUGGUCCCGAAUUGGGCAUGGGGGACGGAACAGGGUAUAUGAAAAUGACGGAUGGUAUUGACUGGACAGCCUACUUCCCCUUUGCAACUUCGCAAACUAGUGGAGUUGCUAGUCGACUUCUUAUACCACAUACGGAUGAAUUGUUCUUUGAUGAUGAUGUAUUUACGUAUGCUAUGCUUCAGUUUCAAGAUUUAUUUGAGCCUUGUGAUACCCUUUCAGAGAUGAAUUUGUUUGCAUAG
This is a messenger RNA of Penicillium angulare, 1902 nucleotides long. Its product is annotated as fungal specific transcription factor domain-containing protein. Gene Ontology annotation, biological process: DNA-templated transcription. Gene Ontology annotation, molecular function: zinc ion binding; DNA binding. The record is from RefSeq and is a predicted model, not a curated record. The coding region runs from base 1 to 1902 and encodes 633 amino acids. NCBI's taxonomy places the organism in Eukaryota, Fungi, Ascomycota, Eurotiomycetes, Eurotiales, Aspergillaceae. The transcript has 2 exons.